Messenger RNA from Knipowitschia caucasica, 1950 nucleotides. NCBI's taxonomy places the organism in Eukaryota, Metazoa, Chordata, Actinopteri, Gobiiformes, Gobiidae. The record is from the annotation of a GenBank genome assembly.
AUGCAUUUCCAUAACCCUCCUAGUUUCUAUAAUAUCUUAGGAUUAUUCUGUUCUUCUGUUUUUGUUAGGUUCGGAGCAGGGGCCACUGGAUCUUUCACUGGACCCGUCAAUGCUCUCAUCCGCUCCGUAAUUCUCCAGGAGCGUAGCGGAAAAAAUACAUUCAAUCAUGAUGCCCUGAGUCUUAAGUACAAGUUGGACAAUGAGUUUGAGUUAAUAUUUGUGGUGGGUUUUCAAAAGAUUUUGACGCUGACAUAUGUGGACAAAUUUCUCGAUGAUGUUCAGCUUCAUUUUAGAGAUCGUUAUAAGAAUGCGCUGGAGCAAAAGGGUACAUUAAAACUACUGGACAACAACUUCAACUUUGAGGAAGAUUUCCAAAUGCUUCUGAAAGAUGCAGAGGAGAGCAGCAAAGCUCGAAGCCGUGUUCGUGGCAUGAGGACCUUUGAGGAGUCUGAUAAAUCUCAGAAAACUGUCAAGUCAAUGAUUGAGAUAAAAGGUGGAGACAAAAACAAAGACAGUGGUGGAAAGAAGAACAAAAAUACCAAAAAAGGGGCUUCUGCUGCAGAGCCAGCCAAAGUUGAUCCGGGAAAGCCAUGUAUUCCAAAGGCAACUGAAAACGGGAACCAGAACUUGACAGCGGAAGAAGUCAUUCAAAAGAAUCGUGAGCUGUUUAUCCGUAAACAACAAAAAGUGGUACCUUCUGAAAAACAAACCAAGUCUCCAAAACCUCAGAAACCAAAGGAAAAACAGAUGCGUGUUUGGAACCCGCACAGUGGAAGCAGCUGCAAAAACUUAGAUUAUAGUCAGAGAAAUGGAGAAAAUGCCAGUAAUGGCACUGACCAAUACCAGGAGGGCCAAAUUCAUGCACUGAGCUCCAUGAAGGGAGAGCUGCAAUCUGUAGGUUAUGAAUCCAGUGAAGAGGAACCGGCAGAAGAAGAAACAAUAAUUGUUCAUCAAAAAGUAACUCCCAGCUCAAGCAAGGGUCUGGGUGGCAUGUUUGGGAUGCUGAAGGGGCUGGUGGGCUCCAAGAGCCUCGGCCGAGAAGAUAUGGAGCCAGUGUUAGAAAAGAUGAGGGACCACCUCAUCGCUAAGAAUGUAGCUGCCGAAAUUUCCUCUCAGCUCUGUGAGUCUGUAGCUAAAAAACUGGAAGGCAAAGUCAUGGGGACAUUCACCACUGUGACCUCAACUGUAAAGCAGGCUCUCCAGGACUCUCUGGUGCAAAUCCUGCAGCCAAAACGAAGAGUUGACAUUUUGAGAGAUGUCAUGGAAGCUCAAAAGCAACAAAGACCCUUCGUCAUCACAUUUUGUGGUGUUAAUGGGGUUGGAAAAUCUACAAAUUUGGCCAAGAUCUCUUACUGGCUGAUAGAGAACGGGUUUACUGUCCUAAUCGCAGCCUGUGAUACCUUUCGUGCUGGAGCUGUAGAGCAGCUCCGCACUCAUCAGCGUCGCCUGAACUCCCUUCAUCCCCCAGAGCAGCACGGGGGAAAACCGGUCGUCCAGCUCUAUGAGAAGGGUUAUGGCAAAGAUGCUGCGGGCAUUGCCAUGGAAGCCAUUGCUUAUGCUCGUAACCAGGCCUUUGAUGUGGUGUUGGUGGACACUGCUGGGCGUAUGCAGGACAAUGCCCCUCUGAUGACAGCCCUGGCCAAACUCAUUGCUGUCAACAUGCCUGACCUUGUGCUCUUUGUUGGAGAGGCUCUUGUGGGCAAUGAGGCUGUGGAUCAGUUGGUAAAGUUCAACCAGGCUCUAGCGGAUCAUUCUAUGUCUGACAAACCACGUCUCAUUGAUGGCAUAGUCCUCACCAAGUUUGACACAAUUGAUGAUAAGGUGGGGGCGGCUAUCUCAAUGACAUACAUCACUGGGCAGCCCAUCGUGUUUGUUGGCACAGGGCAGACCUACAAUGACCUGCGCAGCCUCAAUGCCAGGGCAGUUGUCAGUGCUUUAAUGAAAGCUUAA